Oldenlandia corymbosa var. corymbosa is the source of this 2110-nucleotide messenger RNA. The record is from the annotation of a GenBank genome assembly. NCBI's taxonomy places the organism in Eukaryota, Viridiplantae, Streptophyta, Magnoliopsida, Gentianales, Rubiaceae.
GCAGAGAUAAACAAAAGAGAGUCAACCCCACAAGACAGUUUCAACUUCUCUCACUAUUCAUUCACAAUACCCACAUAUUUUUAAUGAAUCCAGAAAAGAAAGAGAAAGAUUCAAUUUAUCAAACCCCAAAAAAUCAUAACCAGCAAAUUCAUCAACCACCUCAGCAAACCAAUAUUGUCCUUUUUUAUGCAAUUUGUUAUUCCAUUGUGCAUGCACCCAAAGUAUCCUAACCCCCCUAUAUAAAUCCCUCUUCAAUCCCGUUUCUCCUCAGUCCCCCCACCUCCAGAGCUUCUUCUCCUCACUCCGCAGGCAAUUCCAAGUCCUACGAAGUGAGCUGAGAACACUCAAAGACCCUGAAUCAAUCAAUCUUUCCCAAUCUUUCCCAAAACACACAGAAUUAAAGAGAAUCAAUCAAUCAAUCCAACCAAAAUGCCUUCCUCUACACCCAUUGUGAUUUCCAAAUGUACCAUUUACCCAUCUCAGGCUUCCACCAUGGAAGACCUCAAAUUGUCUGUUUCCGACCUUCCAAUGCUUUCUUGCCAUUACAUCCAAAAAGGCUGCCUCUUUACCCGUCCCCCAGUUCCCAUCUCUGAUCUCAUCGCCAUCCUCAAACGCGGACUCUCUAAUACUCUCACUCACUUCCCGCCGCUUGCCGGUCGUUUGGUGACCGAUUCCAACGGUUACAUUUACAUCACUUGCAACGACGCCGGCGUUGAUUUCGUCCAUGCAAAUGCUUCUCACAUCCGCAUUCGCGAACUAUUGGGCGGGACAGAUAUACCUGCUCAGUACAAGGAGUUUUUCUGUUAUGAUGGACUGGUGAGUUUUCAGGCCCACUUUAGGCCUAUUUUGGCCGUCCAAGUCACUGAACUUGCCGAUGGAGUUUUCAUCGGGUGCUCCGUCGAUCACGCCGUUACAGAUGGAACUUCCUUCUGGAAUUUCUUCAACACCUUUGCUGAGGUUACCCGGGGAAUCAAGAAGAUUUCGAGGACUCCGGAUUUUAGCCGGGAUUCGGUUCUGGUGUCUCCGGCGGUGUUGAGGCUCCCAGCCGGUGGGCCCAAGGUGACGUUCGACGUUGACGCGCCGUUGAGGGAGAGGAUUUUCAGUUUCAGCAGGGAAUCCAUUUUGAACAUCAAGGCCAAGUUGAAUAAUCAGAAACGGGAAUUGAACGACGGGAUUAACGUCAUUGAAUUGAUGGGGAAACAGAAGAACGAUCCAAUUGCGAUGGCUGACGGCAAGGUGACCCCGUUAAACCGGCAGUUGCAGAAGAAGGCCGAAAUCUCGUCGUUCCAAGGGCUGUGUGCGUUACUGUGGCGGGGAGUGACACGUGCCAGGAAACUGCCCGACUCUAAAACGACAACGUUCCGGAUGGCAGUAAAUUGUCGCCACCGACUGGAGCCGAAGCUGGACCCACUCUACUUCGGGAACGCCAUCCAAAGCAUCCCGACGUAUGCUACCGCCGGCGACGUCUUGUCCCACGAUCUCCGGUGGUGCGCCGACCAACUGAACAAAAACGUGCUCGCCCACAGCAACGAUAUGGUGAGGAGCUACAUAGAGGAUUGGGAGCGGAACCCACGGUGUUUCCCCUUGGGGAAUUUCGACGGCGCGAUGCUCACAAUGGGAAGUUCGCCCAGAUUUCCAAUGUACGACAACGAUUUCGGGUGGGGCAGACCCAUGGCAGUUCGGAGCGGGCGCGCAAAUAAGUUUGACGGAAAAAUUUCCGCCUUCCCCGGCAGAGAAGGUAACGGUAGCGUUGAUUUGGAGGUGGUUCUGUCACCGGAGACGUUAACUGCUCUUGAAGCAGACCCGGAGUUCAUGCAAUAUGUCUCAACCUGUUAAGGACGGCUUACUCAAUCCCAUUCAGAAUUGGGAUGAAAUUAAACCAUCUUUAACUCUUUUUUUUUUUGUGUAGUUUGUGAAAUAGUACUAUCUAAUUCUACUAGUAACAUGGGUUAUAUGUGGUAUUAGUAAUUAUUCUAUGGUAAUUUAAUCUAAUUUUGGAUUGAAGACUAUGAAUUCUGUUAGACUAUGUGGUUGUUCAUCCUCUAUCACUGGAGUUGGAUUCGUAAAAUUUGUGACGAGCACAACUGAAUUGAUUUAAAACCAUUAGCAC